AGGCAGCGGUCGCGUCGUGGUCUUCAGAUACCUCAGAUUCGUGAGAGAAAUGCAAAUACCAGAGAUUCAAUAUUGAACGCGAGCCGAGAGAAAAGAAAAGUGUGAGACGUGUUUGGAAAAUCGAAUACGAAUCGAAUUUCGUACGGCACCGUCAACGGAAAUCGCAACAACGGUAAUUGUUGUGUGUGCUCGGUCGCUUUUGUACCCUGUGAGUGUGCCGGUGUGAGGUUGAUUGGUUUCUCGCCCCACCAACCAAUUGUGGAAUACUUUGGGCCACCGGCAGCCAGGGAUAUCCCAGCCAGAUCCAGCCAGUUUGCGGCCCAGCAAAAUGACAGGCGGUUGCAACUUGGUGUUGCAGCUGGCACUAAUUUUGCUGCUUAGCGCAGCAGCAACGUCGAGUGGGGAGUCCACCACGGAGACGCCAUCGGCCCUGUUGCCCUUGGAGGCAAGACGCGCCGAUGUCUCGGGCGAGGAGGAUGUCAUCUCCACGAGCUAUGUGCUGCCCAAUCAGAUCUUCAACGAAGGAAAACCAUACUAUGCUCGACAGGAUCCCGUGUCGGGUCAGCUGGACUUCAGUGCCAAGAAACCGGCGGGUAUACAGCCGGAGGCCAAUGAAGUGGUGGAUCCCAACGAGAAGAUUGUACUCAGUGGUGGCAGUUCACCCAACAUACACGACUUCUUGAACCUGCCCGUUAAGUACUCCUCGUCGAAGUUUGUCUAUCCUCUGGUCUCCAGUUCGUAUGCCAAUCUGAAAUACCAGGGAAGCAACAAGAACUACAUCACCAACAAGAAACCCACAUCGGUGGUGGCUCCAGUCACUCCACCACCUCCAAACUAUCACAGUUCGAACUAUUUUACGGUGCCAACUACCAAACUUACUGCUGUGACACCCACGGCAGGAGCUUACUAUCCCAGUAGCCCCAGCACUACCAGCAGCACGAGUACCUCCACGUCCACCACUACAACCACCACCACCACCACUACUCGGGGAACCAGGAGACCAGUUAGCACCACCACAACCACGGAGGCCACGAGUCCGGUGGCCAAGUAUACCACCACCUCCCGACGACCCAUUCCCUUGCAGACGGUCUCCACCACGCAGCAACCCCCAAGGACCAGCACCACCCGCAAGAAGUUUGUGCCGACCAAGAAGUACAGCCCCACAGUGCCCAGCACCAGUCAGGUUCCGGGGAAGCCAUCGCCCAGGCCCACGCCCAGCAGCAGCGACGUGGCCCUCACCACCCACCAUGCCACUCCCCAGGCGGCCAUCUUCCCCACUGAGCCCUCGACAACCACCAAGAUGUACACCACCUCGAGCACAAGUCCACCUGUGGUGUUCACAGAAGGUCCCACUCCCCCACCCGCCUUCAGUCCCAUUCCGGGAACUGGUAUUCCCAACCUGGAUCCCGCCGAUGUUUACCACACGCUGGGGCAGAAGAACACGCAGGCCGAGGAGCAGCAGCAGCAGCAGUUUGAGAAGCAGCAGCUAAUGCAGCAGCAACAGCAAAUACAGCAUCAGCAAUAUCAGGAGCAGCAGCAACAGCUAUACCAACAGCAGCAAUAUCAGCUGCAGUUGGAGAAGCAGCAACUGGAAAAGCAAAAGCAUCCAUACCAGCAGCAACUGGAAAAGCAACAGCAACUUCAGCAGCAGCAGCAGCAGCAACAGCAGCAGCAUCAACAACAGCAACAACAGCAGCAGCACCACCAGCAGCAGCAGCAGCAACAUCAGCCUCAACCGCCAACUCAGCAACAGCAGCCCACUCCUCCCAAAACCCCCAUGACCCUCAGUGAUAUAUUUAACAGCCUGGCGGAGGAAGAAUCCAAUGUGGCCCAAAACUACCAGCAAAAUCAGGGAUUCGAUGCCCAGGGUAAUCUCAUCCAACCCAUUGCACCAUCAAAGCCAUCGCCUUUCGCCAUGCAACAACCAGGAGCUCAGCAGCCAGGAUCACAGCAUCCAGGAGCUCAGCAACCCGGAUCACAGCAGCGACCCAAUCCCAACGAGCAGAAGGUGAUUUCUGGCAGUCAGGAGAACUACAGCAACGAGUACGUUUCCUACCAAGUGCAGCAGCCCAACAUGAUGCAAUACCGACCUGUGCCUGGCCAGAUCAACAACGUGGUCAUCUCACCUGGACAGCAAUCAGCCUCCUUUGUUCUGGGCAGUCAGGUGCAACAGGUUAGUGUGGGUCACCCAAGCAUGGAGAAGGAGCCUCUAUUCGCCAAGGAUACCCCUGGAGUGCAAUAUGGUCAGGUGAUCAACGAAGAUAUUGGCAACAUCAAGCGACCUCUCAAGGAAACAGUGCCCCAGCCGCCGAACUACCAACAGAUGCCCAGCAUGCAGCAGAACUCCAACUUCCAUCAGAACGGAAAUGUGGCCACUUCGGGAGGCCCUGGAACGGUCUCCUACCAAGAACCACCACCAGAGGCACCUAGUCCCUAUCAGCAGUUGCCCCUCAUUGGUUCUAACAAGAGGCCUUCUAAGAAACCAGUGGCCAAGCCGGAGCAACCUCCACAUCCCGCCUACCCACCACAAUUACCACAGACUUCAACGCCACCCCAAAUGCAGCCCACGCCACCAGCUGUGAUGCAGGGCGAAGACACCAAGGAGCUGCUGGUCUCCACCAACAUUCGGUUCCCCGCCCAGGGAGAGGAGUCGCUGGAAAUGUCCUCCUCCGCUGUUAUGCAAGGUCCUCCGACAGGUCCCCAAAUCAAUGGUCAUGCUCAUCCCCUAAGCCUGCAGCAAAUUCAGAAUUCCAAUCCGGUUGUCUUCCCCAAGGGCAAGGAUGAAGUAGCUCCCGGCAGCGCCAAUGUGCAGAUCCAGCAGCAUGAAGUGCUCAACCUGAGCCAGCAGAAACCACCAUUGAAAUUCCCUGCCCAGCAGCCAGGACUUGGCGAGCUACCUUCGCUGGACAUGGAGCCACCACCGCGUUAUCCCACUACCUUGCCCGUGCCCCAGGCACCUCCAACUCCUGGCAAGCGUCCGAUGGGACCAUCACCUCAGUCUAACUUCUAUAACGAGUUCAAUAGGAAGCCCCAGAAUGGACCACGUCCCAGCAACCUGCCCAACAUUUUACCACAGUUCCGUCCAAAUGCCAAGAUCUCCAGUGGACAUCCUCCCAACUUGAAGCAGGAACCUGGCAACAUCCGUCUGCCCCAGCAAGGAGGCCCUGGUCCCAAACGUCCCUACAAUCCCUCAGUGCCUCCCCAGUUUGCCCAUCGCCGUCAGCCACUGCAUCAACAGCAGCAGCAGAUGAUGCAGAAGCGUUAUCCCAUGAACCGCAUCUCGGAGUACCCCGUGGGUCCGAGUCCAGGAGGAGGUGAUGUCAACAGGCGGGUUUACAGACUGCCCCCAUAUGGAGGUCAGAACAUGCCCUACCACCCCGAUCACAUGUAUCCCCGUCGUCCCCAUGGUCCUGGUCCACUGAGAUCCGUUGAUGGCUAUCCGGCCGAGCGACAUGCUCCCUCAGCGGAACCCUACAAGACCAUUGAUGCCGAGGCAGCCGCCGAUUUUGAGGAGGAGGAUUUGGUGAUCAACGAUCCGCCACAGCCAGUAACUCCCGGCAAGGAUCGCAAGGGAGUGGAGGACACCAAACUGGAGCCAGUGGUCACCCUGCAAAUGCUGCAGUCCCAGAAAAAGGCUGUCAGCCUGCCCGGCGAGGAUACGGGUGCCGGAGAGAUCCAGGUCACAGCCGACAACGAUCCCCAGGAGGCUGAGGCCUCUAAGCUCAGUCAGCAAAAACUUGAUCCCAGCGGAAUGUACGUGGUCUUUCCAAUGAAGGGUGCGGAAAAAGCUCAGGCAGAGGGAGAAGCUCCUUCUGCCCCGGCGGAAUAUCAGAACACCCCUUUCUCCGUGAUCCGUGAUCAGCCCCAGGAACCGAUCCUUAAGAACAAGAAGCCUCAGUCGCUGCAGCAGCAAAACAAAGUGCAGACGGUGCCGAAGGAGAAGUUUCCCUAUCCCAUAGAGAAGCCAGACCCAUCUUACUCAGAGCUCCACCCCGAUGCGCAGCCUGGUGUUUCAGGAGUACUGGUAGCUCCAAGGAUCAUUACCGGAGCUUUGGGCACCGGCACCGAAACUCCCAUUGCCAUUGCCUACACGCCCACUGAACCGAAUCCAUUCCGUCACGAACAGGGACAGAAGUUCUCCAACAUCAACCUGGCCACCUCGGUGAUCAAUGAGAUCCGUCAGGACACCCAAACUGAGGAGGGUCUGAGUAGCGACUUCGAUCUGCGCGGUCAGAAUUUCGAGAAGGACUUUAUGGCUCCAUUUUAUCCAAGCGUGAGCCUAGGUGGUGGCGCCAGUGGAGCUGCAGCAAUAAAUCCCGCAGCGCCUAGUAACUGGAACAUUGUGCCCUCCACCACGGACCAGGCGAUCUACGAGAAAAACAACAUCAACCGAGCUGAUGUGGAGACCACGGAAGAAAAGAAAGCGGAGGAGGAGCAGCCCACAGCCAGUCCGUUGACAGCGGAGAAGCCCUCCGAGAUGGACAGCUUCCAGCCACAACUUCAGGGUGGCUUCAAGCCCAUCUAUCCACCGGGUUACAUGCAUGUGGAGCAAGUGGAACAGGAGAAGAUCGCAGGUGCCAAGAAUGCGGCCCAGGAUCAGCCAAUCGCAAUGGCUCUGGUGGGCACCACAGCAAAGCCUUUGACUUCAUCAUCGCCAGUCAGUAGCAGUAGCAGUUCCACAUCAACAUCCUCCAGCACCUCCACAACCUCAACGACUCACCAGCCUGGAAUAACCAAGGCGGAUGCCUCUUUGGCCACCACCAAGGCGCCGGUGGUCAGUACGAAGCCCACGCAGCGCAAGAAGACCACUUUUGAGACCAGUCUGGCGGCACUGCUGUUCGGGGACGAUGACGAGGAGGAUGGAGCACGCAAGUCCGCGGAACUGCCCAAGGCCCAGGCUGGUCCCAGGAAUGUGCCACGCAUGGGUCCCCGGAGUCUGACGCUGAGCUAAGCAGUUGGGACGAGCCCCCAAAACUAGUAUAGACCAAUUUUAGUUUGUAUUAUUUAUUCAAAGUUUAUGAGACAGCAGGGAUAAGCCCCGCUUAGAGGUAGACCAUGUGGUAAUCUAGUUCUGUUCUACAGCUUAUAGUUCGUAAGCUCACCAUCCAGAUAAAUAGACCAUCGCCUCCAACGAGCCAACCCCACAAUCCCAGCGACUUUUGCGAGUCUGAUUUGAAAUGCGAGUGAUGUGAACUUUCUCAUUGGACUCCCGAAUCGUCGGAAAUGAGAUAAAAGCUUUUUGUAUUCAAUUUAACACAAACCCUAAAAUAGUACUCACAAUUUACCAGAUUAUUGUACCAUAGAAAACCAUGCAAAUAAAUAUAAUUUUGAUAUGAU
Drosophila biarmipes is the source of this 5337-nucleotide messenger RNA. Its product is annotated as nuclear receptor coactivator 6. The coding region runs from base 329 to 4951 and encodes 1540 amino acids. Gene Ontology annotation, molecular function: transcription coregulator activity. The transcript is spliced from 3 exons. Lineage: Eukaryota; Metazoa; Arthropoda; Insecta; Diptera; Drosophilidae. Gene Ontology annotation, biological process: regulation of transcription by RNA polymerase II. Gene Ontology annotation, cellular component: nucleus; SWI/SNF complex. The record is from RefSeq and is a predicted model, not a curated record.